Messenger RNA from Stegodyphus dumicola, 2117 nucleotides. RefSeq lists its product as uncharacterized. NCBI's taxonomy places the organism in Eukaryota, Metazoa, Arthropoda, Arachnida, Araneae, Eresidae. The record is from RefSeq and is a predicted model, not a curated record.
ACUUCACUAGUACAACUAUGGUGAGAACUAAAUUUUUACUCGGAGGAAUUCUGUUCUUGAUAUUUCUCAUUGAUGCCACGAAAGCUGUAACUGCUGAAUGUGUGUCUAAAUGUGACGGGAAAUAUUCCAAACGACAAUGUGCGAAGACCGGUUUCAAACAGAUCACGGCAUGUUCUUAUGCCUGCAUCUGUGAUGGACAGAUUUCUUACCAAGUCGAAGAUUCCUACACGCCUUGUGGCAAAGGCAAGAGAUGUUACCGAGGUGACUGUCUAGUGGAACUUGGUAACAUUUGUCAGACGAAGUAUGGUAGACGAUAUUUUGGAGUUCUGAAUCCCGAAAAUCCCUGUUCUUACGUCUGCAUACCAAGAGGUUCGUCAUGCGGGGCAAAGGAGGAGAUUUUCCAAAACGGAAAACCAUGUCCUUCUCGUUUCGGUAGAAGAGGACAAUGCUUGAAUGGGCAAUGUAUAGCAGGAUUUGGAAAUGGAUUGGGAAGCGGGUCUGCAUCAGGAGCAGGCGCAGAAGCUGGAAGCAGUGCUUAUGCUGGCGCAGGAGGAGCUGGAAGCAGUGCUUAUGCUGGAGCAGAAGCUGCAGCUGCAUCGGGAAGUAAUUUCGCAUCCGGUUCAGGGAACGGAUUCGGAUAUGGUUCUGGAAGUAGUAAUGGAUUUGGGUAUGGUUCCGGAAGUGUUGCUGCAUUCGGUUCAGGAAGUGCAUCUGCAUAUGGCUCAGCUAGAAGUAGGUCUGGUGCCGCCUCAGGAGCUGGAAGUGCUGCUGGUGCUGGUUCUGAAAGUGGUUAUGGAUAUUUUUCAGGGAAUGGAUACGGAUAUGGUUCUGAAUCUGGUUUAGGAUCAGGUAGUGGAGCAGGUGCUAGAAGUGAGACAGGUGCCGGCGCAGGAGGUAGAAGCAAUGCGGCUGCUACGGCAGGAGCUGAAAGUUCGAGUGGUUCGGUUAGAGGUAAUACAGGCACUGGGAGUGCUUUCGCGUCUAGUUCAUCAAGCUCGUCAUCAGAUAGUAGUGCCCAUGCCGUAUCAAGUUCGCAUGCUGCAUCAUAUGCAUACAACUACGAUGAUCCAUAUUACUACGAAUAUUAUCCCGGGACAGAAAACGAUUAUGGAUAUGAUUAUGGGUAUGGGAGUGGUUUCGGAUUUGGAUCGGGAAGUGGAUAUGGAUUUGGAUCAGGUAAAGGAUAUGGAUUUGGCUCAGGUAGCGGGUAUGGAUAUGGUUCAGGAAGUGGGUAUGGAUUUGGCUCAGGUAGCGGGUAUGGAUAUGGUUCAGGAAGUGGGUAUGGAUAUGGUUCAGGUAGUGGGUAUGUGUAUGGUUCAGGAGGCGGACACGAAGUUGGAUCUAGAUGGGGAUAUGGUAGAGGAGGACAAGGCGGCACUGGUGGUGGAGGUGGAGCUGGAGGGGGUAAUGGAUCAGGAUCCGGAGGUCUACUUGGCUUGGGAAUAGGAUUAAAUAUACUUGGAGGUAAUGGGGGUGCAGGUGGUGGAGGAGGAGGCGGUGGACGUGGCGGCAGCGUUAAAGGAACAGGAGCCGGCAAUGGAGGUAGCGCAGGUAGUGGAGGAUCUGGAGGGGGUAACGGCUCAGGAUCUGGUGGACUAUUUGGCUUAGGAAUGGGAGUAAAUGUUCUUGGAGGAAACGGAGGGGGAGGAAGUGGUGGUGGUGGUGGUGGUGGUAAUGGAGGAGGAAGUUCAAAGGGAGUAGGAAAAGAGCUUUCGGGUCAUAGACGGGGUGUUGGUGGAGGAGGAGGAAGUGCAAAAGAAGUAACAAAUGCGCUUUCAGGCAACGGAGGUAGUGGAGGUGAUGGUGGAGCUGGAGGCGGUAAUGGCUCUGGAACAGGCGAGCUGAUAGGUUCAGGAAUCGGAGUAAAUAUUCUUGGAGGUAAUGGAGGUAGUGGGGGAGGAGGUGGAAGUGGAGGAGGAGCACUGAUAGAAGGUUUAGUUUAAAUGGGGCCUAGUAAUUUGAAGUGCUAAAUAACUAGGAUAAUCCUAUUCUACUGCUGUAGGUGCUGAAAUUCUUAGCAAUGUUUAAUUAUACCACCUAAUUAAUGUAAGCUAUAAAAUUAUAUAUGUAAUUAAAAAAUGACAUGUGAAAUAAAUACAUAUAGAUUGAAAAAAAAA